This is a messenger RNA of Rosa chinensis, 1893 nucleotides long. Its product is annotated as probable L-cysteine desulfhydrase, chloroplastic. The transcript has 2 exons. Bases 109 to 1581 code for a protein of 490 amino acids. Lineage: Eukaryota; Viridiplantae; Streptophyta; Magnoliopsida; Rosales; Rosaceae. The record is from RefSeq and is a predicted model, not a curated record.
CACAAUUAAUGGUGAAAAUUGAAAUAUGAUUAAGAAAAUAUCUACACACAAUUUGUUUUUGGGAAUAAUCUGAAGGUGUUAGUUCUUUGUUUUGGAGUGAGGCUGGUCAUGGCUUGCCGGAUAAUCAUGUUCUACCGGUACUAUGUUGCUCAUCUACGACUUUGUCAUCAGAAUAUCCAAAUCUUGAAGCCCAAGCUUUCAUUUCGAAUUUCAAGGGCAUCCUCUUACCAUUAUUACCACAACCUUAACCCUACUGAUACCCAAACCAAUUUCCCCAUCAAGCCAAAACUUUCUUCCUUCAUUACAGACUCUGAAAUCGAAGCUGAAUUUUCUCACCAUGAUCCGGGUGUUGCCCGGAUAAACAAUGGCAGCUUUGGUUGCUCCCCUGCUUUUGUUAUCUCUGAAUUGCAACAAUGGCAACUCAAAUGGCUGCGCCAGCCGGACCAUUUCUUAUUCAAUGAGCUCCACAAGGGGAUACUCAAAUCAAGAAACACAGUUAAAGAACUUAUCAAUGCAGAGGAUGUUGAUGAAAUUUCCAUUGUAGAUAAUGCCACCACAGCAGUAGCCAUAGUCUUGCAGCAGAUGCAGUGGGCCUUCUUUGAAGGCAAAUUCAAGAAAGGGGAUGCUGUCAUCAUACUGCAGUGUGCUUAUGGCGCGGUGAAGAACUCCAUCAAGGCCUAUUUUUUGCGUGCUGGCGGGUAUGUUAUUGAAGUUCCAUUUCAAUUUCCAGUGAAUUCCAGUGAAGAAAUUAUAAGUGAAUUUCGGAUGGCUUUGGUGAAGGAAAAGGCUAGUGGUAGAAGAGUUAGAUUAGCUAUGAUUGAUCAUGUUACAUCCAUGCCAUCUGUUGUACUUCCAGUUAAGAAAUUGGUUAAAGUUUGCAGGGAAGAAGGUGUUGAUCAAGUUUUCAUAGAUGGGGCUCAUGGUGUUGGGUGUGUAGAUGUUGACAUGCAAGAAAUUGGAGCAGAUUUUUACACUAGUAAUUUGCACAAGUGGUUCUUCUGCCCUGCUUCGGUUGCAUUUUUAUAUUGUAGGAAGUCAGUCACACAUUUAGAAUUGCAUCAUCCUAUGGUGUCUCAUGACUAUGGUAAAGGGUUGGCUAUUGAAAGUAGUUGGAUAGGAACUAGGGAUUAUAGUCCAUCUUUAGUGGUUCCUUCAGUUGUGGAGUUCACAAAUAGGUUUGAAGGCGGUAUUGAGGGAAUCAAAAGGAGGAAUCAUGAUGCUGUUGUUGAGAUGGGUAAGAUGUUGGCAAAGGCUUGGGGAACCAAUCUUGGGUCUCCACCAGAUAUGUGUGCGAGCAUGAUCAUGGUCAGACUACCGGCUUGUUUGGGGAUUUCAAGUAAUGAUGAUGCUUUGAAGUUAAGGACACAUCUACGGGAGCAAUUUGGUGUUGAAGUCCCAAUAUAUUACCAGAUGCCGAAACAUGAAGAGGUUGCAACAACAACAGGCUAUGCUCGAAUUUCUUAUCAAGUCUACAACAAAAUUGAUGACUAUUAUAAGUUCAGAGAUGCAAUUAAUCAACUUGUUUGUGAUGGUUUCACCUGUGCUCAAUCUUUAGGUAAAUAUGGUCUGCCUUCAUCCUAAUUAGGGCUUUUCAUGCAGCAGAAAACAGAAAGUUAUGCAAUACGUACUUCUGUGAAUCUCUUUGAAUUACUUGUAUUGAAAUGGGUUUUCAUGUGAAUCUUUAGUUCAGUACUGAAGCCUUUUAAGAAGUCCAUAUCAUGAAUAACAGAAGCCAUUACCUCUCUGCCUCCUGCAUGUUGCUAGUGGCAAUGGUUUCAGUACCAUUAAUAUCCUAGAGUUACCAUAGAAAAAAAAAACCUGGAAAAGCUGGAUGUAUUAAUAGAAUAAAAAAGCUGGAUGCAUUAAUAGAAUAAAUACUUUUCUCAGCUUUAA